Messenger RNA from Sinocyclocheilus rhinocerous, 885 nucleotides. Its product is annotated as CSC1-like protein 2. The transcript has 7 exons. NCBI's taxonomy places the organism in Eukaryota, Metazoa, Chordata, Actinopteri, Cypriniformes, Cyprinidae. Bases 265 to 885 code for a protein of 206 amino acids. Gene Ontology annotation, cellular component: plasma membrane. The record is from RefSeq and is a predicted model, not a curated record. Gene Ontology annotation, molecular function: calcium-activated cation channel activity.
UCUUAAUUCUAUAAGCCAUUUCUUAAGUAGUUCACCUAAAAAUGACAAUACUGUUAUCAUUUACUGACCCUCAUGUUGUUCCAAAUUUCUGACUCAUGCAAUGAAAGUGGACUAUUUUGUCCAUUGCCCAUAAAGACCCCAUGUGAUCAAUAAUAGAUCUUGGGGUCAUCCGUAUGCUGGUAUACCCCUAAAAAAAUUCACUUUUAAAAUGCACAUCAUCUUGUCUCCUUACAGGUGGAGUUUCAGUAUGCAGCUGUACUGAGGAUGCUGGCUGUCUUUGCUUUGCUCAUGAUGGCUACGACUGGUGAAGCGGAGUUCUGCCAAGGCUCUGAGAACUGCUCCAGCUCCAAUGGCUCAAAGGACUUUUGCUUUUCGGCCCGGAUCCGCAGCACCGUGCUCCAGGGCCUGCCCUUCGGAGGAGUGCCCACCGUACUUGCCCUUGACUUCAUGUGCUUCUUGGUGCUGCUAUGUGUGUUCUCUGUCUUGAGGAAGGUGGCGUUUGAUUAUGGCCGUCUUGCGUUGGUCUCUGAUGCCGACAGCCGUAGGUGGAAUCAGCACUAUCAACGUCUGGACGAGCAGGAAUAUGUGGCCUCCGCCAUGCAGACGCCUGCUGACUCCCGAUACGAGCGUCUCACCUCUGUGUCCAGCGGCUUCUGUGCCUGGCUAACUGCCAUCUUCAGGAUAAAAGAUGAUGAGAUCAGGGAGAAGUGUGGUGAGGAUUCCGUGCACUACCUCUCAUUCCAGCGGCACAUCAUUGGUCUGUUGGUAGUGGUGGGCGUGCUCUCCGUGGGCAUCGUCCUGCCUGUCAACUUCUCAGGAGACCUAUUAGAAGAUAAUGCCUACAGUUUUGGGCGAACUACAAUAGCCAACUUAAAAUCUGGGUAA